AUGGACAGUCUUUCUUCCACCACGAGCAACUCUCCUCCCCGGGCCUCGACUGCGCCCUCGUCCGAAUCCAAGCAGCCAACCUACACGACGGCUGGAACCAUCUACAACCCCAGCUCUGCCUUGCCGCUCCAACCUCCCACCCGCCGCGGCCGCUCCGCCAAGUGGACUCUGGGCAACCCUCACUCCGAGCUUUCUCUCCUCCCCAAGUCCAUCUUGGCUGGCCUGUCCUCAAAGGCCCUCGCCACAAACCCCAGUGGACGCCCGGCCUCGACCCUGCGGCAGUACACGCCCCUGCAGCAAAACUACGACCGUGCCAUCAGUCCCAUGAGCGAGCUCGAGCACGCCGCCAUCAACAUGCCCCUCCAGGCGCCCCGUAUGCGCUCCGGAAACCUCCCUGCCCCCGUCUCCUUCCUCGUCCCCGACAAGGACGCCGACCAGCAGGACAAGGGCAAAGCGACGCUCGCCCCCGACCAGCACGCCAACUUGAGCAAUGGCGCCGAACAAGACGAUGACGACGAUGACGACGAUGACGACGACGACGACGACGUCAGCAUGAAUUACCUGAAGAACAUGACGGUCAAAUCGCUCAACAAUCUGGCUUCGUAUCCGAACCCGACCCAGAAGAACGCUCAGAAGGCUCUUCUUGGUAAAAGGUCCAAGCUUGGCGGCCUCUCCUCGGCCGGUAACUUGGCGUCUCCCUUCUACUUUAUGCGCCAGCGGGCCGGCUCCUCCUCUGACAAGCCAAACAUCGACCUUUGCGGUAAGCGAAUGGAUCUGCUUCGUCCGGCCCAGAUGGAUGCUUCGGCAACGCUCGAUCACCAUUAUGCGCCGACACGUUUGCUUCCCAUGGUCCGAUCCCCCAGCUCAGUCUCGAGCGUUGAAGGCGACAUGGCACCGGCACCGACCACACUUGCUACCGGACCGGGAGCCCCUAGGCCCUUGACUGCUGGACCGCCAGGUCAACGCCAGUACCGUCCCUCGACUUUCGAGUCCACUUUUAAGGCUCUCCAGUCCAAGCACCAGGGGAAUGGACUCUCCAAGGAAGAUGCCGAGGGCUUCGCCAUCGCCCACCAGACACUGGCGCAGGCGGGCAUCGAGGACAUCUCCAGCCUUGGCAUGGAUUCUCUCGAGCCGCCCGCCGGCGACCCGUCCUCGGAUGAAGACGAGUACUACGACAUCACGACCCUUGUGAGGAGUUCCACGGCAGAGGAAGAUGGCCCCCGUCGCCCCCGUGUUUUGCCCGUCAGCGAGAUUGCGCCCGGGCCACCUCAGGACUUAUCGCUAGACAUGUCCUUGGCUUACUGGCGAAAUCCGUCGUCUGCUAAUCGUGCACGAUACGUCCCAGGCACCGCUCGCUUGACGGAACAGAUGAUCAAGACCCGGAACGAGAGGAUUGCAAAAGACUGGUUCGCAGCCUCGGACCUGAUGGGAAUGGAGCACGACGAAGUGUCGCGGGAAUCCAACUACCGUAACCUGCAGUACUCGUAUGGCGCGAUUGGUGACGGGCGACGUAAGAAACCAAAGGUUGACUAUGUCCCCAUUGACGUUGCCGAGGCCGGCCGCACUCCUGUGUCGGAGCACAUGAAGCCUCUCCUCAACAUGGUCUAUGCCACCUUGGUGCGCCACGCCGAUGAGCAGGCGCUGGACGGGCCCUUUCGGCAGUUUGGGACGCCUGACGAGGGCCUCUGCGGCGCGACGGGCGAAGGGAGUGGCUCCGGUUUCGUCCGGCCGAUCCAGAAGGGUCCGACCACGGGGGGAUGGAAAGGAAAUUAA
Messenger RNA from Hirsutella rhossiliensis, 1773 nucleotides. RefSeq lists its product as uncharacterized. The record is from RefSeq and is a predicted model, not a curated record. Bases 1 to 1773 code for a protein of 590 amino acids. The transcript has a single exon. NCBI's taxonomy places the organism in Eukaryota, Fungi, Ascomycota, Sordariomycetes, Hypocreales, Ophiocordycipitaceae.